GUUCAAUCACUACUUGUUGUCUUGAUGACUAAGCUGUCAAAAUUUUCCUGCAUGUUGCCCCUUUCUUGCUUUAUGCAUAUUCUAAGCUGUUAAUUUUUUCCUGAAUUUUGCUUCUUUCUUGCUUCAUGCAAAUUGUUCUCUAUUGUUAAUUAUUGUUUCUCUUGUGCACUUUUGUUAGGAGUUGGCUUAUUUAUUUAUUUAUUUAUUUUUGCAUUUGUCUGGAAUUGUUUAGUUUGUUUACUCUACACCUAUUUCAAUGAUUUAAAAAUUUUAGGGGGUUUUGUGACAGACGUCCAAAGUUUAAGCAGGUUUUGUGAAAUUCACCUAUUUCCUAUAAUAACAACAUAAUAGUACAAUUUUUUGUUUUGUACAAUUGCAAGUGGUUUUCUCUGUCAUUAGGUAUGCACUUGUCUUGAUUGCUAUGUGCAACGUAUGAGAUCUCAUUGGAAGAUAUAUACCUCUAAUAGAAUGUCUUAAGGAUAAAAUCAAGGAAAGGCCUGAUGGCUGUAAUUCUUUCUCGUUUCUUACUAAUUCUGGCAUUCUACCUUACUGCAAAAUAUGGAGACCAAGGUUGGAUGAUACUGUUGACAUCUUUCUUAAAUGGUCACCUUACAGUCUGUGUUAUGACUGAAGCACCCACAUGUUACAAGGGACCUGAGCAGAAUGCACUUGGAAAUCUGCUUGUCACUUUUCUUCUUGCUGGUAUAUUCUCAGGAGUUGUACUUGACUGGCUGUGGCUCAUUGAUAAAGGCUGGUGAUGAUGAUGUAGUGGCUUAAAUAUUUCAAAUUUCUGAGCAUUAAAAAAAGUAUUUCUCAUUUUUGUAGUUUAAAGGGUUAUUUUCAGUAGCUCCUUUUACUUGUAUUCAGGUGAGUAGUUCCUCAAUUGAAUAUACACUGAAAGAUGGUUCUUAAUGGGAUUGAACCAUCAUUCAUACUUCUGUUUCACUUGUAUUUUCUCAUAAACUUUGAAAUCAUAGUUUGCAAAUGGAGUUUGUUUAGAAUAUCUAAACUCUCAUUUCCCCCUUGAAUAUCUAAACUCUCAUUUUCUUUGGAAUCAGGAAUAUGAUAUUGCCUUAUUUUAUGCAUUUCACUCAUAAUUUGCAAAUGGAGUUUGUUUAGCUUGUAGUUUGCACCCCAUCUAAUUUGGCAUUAUGGUUAUUAUCUAAGGGAUGUUUUAGUUUGACAUAUGAUAGAAACUCUUGCUAUUAUAAAUCAGUCAUCUUAUUAAUUACUUUAGUAUGAUUUCUAUGUCUUGUUUCCUCUAUUAGAAAGUUAUAGUUUUGUUUUUAGUUGUAUAAGUAAUACUACCACUAUUUGAUAAUGAUUAGAAUUCGUGUAUUGCAUGUAUUGCAUAGAAUCACUUAUUGUAUUGUUUAUUCAUCUUGAGAUUCAAAUAGAUGAAUGUUACAUUCUUUUGUAUUUUGACCAUUCUAAUUGUUUGAUAAUAAAUAGUGAGAAGAUGUACCAUAAGGUCCAUAACAAAGCGCCUACCGUUCAGAGGUCUA
This is a messenger RNA of Asparagus officinalis (garden asparagus), 1505 nucleotides long. RefSeq names its product equilibrative nucleotide transporter 6-like. The transcript has 2 exons. Gene Ontology annotation, biological process: nucleoside transmembrane transport. Lineage: Eukaryota; Viridiplantae; Streptophyta; Magnoliopsida; Asparagales; Asparagaceae. Bases 501 to 758 code for a protein of 85 amino acids. Gene Ontology annotation, molecular function: nucleoside transmembrane transporter activity. The record is from RefSeq and is a predicted model, not a curated record. Gene Ontology annotation, cellular component: plasma membrane.